AUGAAUAUUUCAACCUCUACAUUUUUAACAAAAAGACGCGGCUUAAAACGUUUGGACGAAGAACAAGAAGAAAACGCUGCAACCUUACAAUUAGGUGAUGAAUUCCAAUUACAACAACUAAACCAUCAGGGCGAAGAAGAAGAACUAGUUGCUCUAAGUUUAAGCGAAGCCAGAUUAGUAAUCAGAGAAUCAUUACAAGAACGUAAAAGGUUAUUUCAAAAAUGGUAUCAUAACGACACUGGUGUCAAGGCAGAAGUUUCCGGUGUGGAAGAAGAAGAACACAACUCUAGUGAUCUUCAGAAAAAUGAAGAUAUAGAAUUGUUUAAUAAUCAACAAAGUGUAGAAGAAGAACUAGCCAACAUUGACAGGGUAUUAGAGGCAACAACCCCAUUUCAAGGCACUAACAGUAGCAGUAAUAAAUCAAACGAUAAUGAAAAAAGCCGUGGUGUAGCAGCAACCAAUAACCAGGCUUUGAAACAGACUUUGGUAUAUUUAGCUAAUUUUAGUAGGUUUAGAGACCCAGAAACUGUUACUGCUGUAGCACAAUUACUAAGAAGUAUAACUUCUGAAUUACAUCCAUUCGAAAUAGCACAAUUGGGUUCGCUAUCUUGUGAAGAUGCAGAUGAAGCAAAAACUUUGAUUCCAAGCUUAAAUAACAAGAUUAGUGAUGAAGAGUUGGAAAGAAUAUUGAAGGAAUUGAGUAAUUUAGAAACAUUGUAUUAA
This is a messenger RNA of Saccharomycodes ludwigii, 723 nucleotides long. It is a transcript of the gene RPB4, whose product is annotated as DNA-directed RNA polymerase II subunit RPB4. The transcript has a single exon. Gene Ontology annotation, cellular component: P-body; RNA polymerase II, core complex. Gene Ontology annotation, molecular function: translation initiation factor binding; nucleotide binding. Lineage: Eukaryota; Fungi; Ascomycota; Saccharomycetes; Saccharomycodales; Saccharomycodaceae. Gene Ontology annotation, biological process: transcription initiation at RNA polymerase II promoter; mRNA export from nucleus in response to heat stress; nuclear-transcribed mRNA catabolic process, deadenylation-dependent decay. The record is from RefSeq and is a predicted model, not a curated record. Bases 1 to 723 code for a protein of 240 amino acids.